UACCGAUACCCCAUGUUAUGUUAGCUAGAUCAUCAGCAUGGGCUCACUGUCGGAGAGUAUGAAUGGGAGCGGUCGCCGUCCGUCUUCCCCAGGUACUCCAAGUACUCCAAGCAAGAGCAGCAGUGGAUACAGCAUUGGUCGCGGGGCAGUGAUUUGUCUCAUGGUCUUGAAUCUGCUGGGUAUGGGAUACCAGAUUAUCUACCAGCCUUUGGUCCAGCAGAGUGGGGUAUCCGUUGCCAAGCAUUGUGUGGGACGAGAUAACAAUGCUACCAGUAUUACUAAUACUGAGACUGAAAGGAUGUCAUCAUCAUCUGCUGCUACGCAUACUCCCACGGCUCCUCCUCUACUACCCACCACUCCCGCCGUAAUAUCCAACCAAACGACGAGAAUUAUUGGCUGGAUCCGUCCCGACGUGGUGUACGGUCUGAUUCAUAUACCCAAAGUGGUGGGAACCGAAAUCAACGGCCUGCUGGCCGCCCAAUACGAACGAGUCUGCGGGAACAAGGGCUAUUCGUUUGAUGCCGCCCAAUCCAAUCGACACGUUGGAAACACGAAUUUGUUUUUGGACAAGAACAAUUCCGAUCGCAACAAUGUUUUGCCCGAGGAAAUGCUGGCACGAGGAUUCGAAGACUGCGAUUACAUUGCACUGGAAGAAAAACCCGAUUUUUGGACGCCUCUCUUUCAACAACUCGGGCCCAUUGAAUUGCACGUGCCCUGUCGAGAACCUCUCCAGCAUUUGCGAUCCAUGUGCAACUAUGCCAACAAUUGGCGUGGUAUAAGGCGCAUCUUUAACUGCAGUGCCACCGAUCUACGACAGGAAGUACAAAAUUGCGAUGCCGGAUUGUUUCGUCUGCAGCAAUCCUUUCGUCAACAACCCAACAUGACGGCACUGAAAUGCUUUGAUCCCUUGCCACCGCAACGGUACACUGAUUACAUGGGGGAUAUAUUGCAACCCAAACGACUGCCAUCGGAAUAUGUGCAUCGAGAAACCAAUUUACCACAUGACAAGAGUUUCACGGAAUGCAUCUGGAACCAAACCAAGGAAUGGCAAGACAACUUACUCCAAAUCAUGCGCAAGCAUUGGUACUAUUACAAUUUUUGCCAUUCCUGUUUGGGAUCCAAACAUGAUUUGUUUGCGACGACGACCAACAAGAAACAAAAGAUCAUUAAGCCGCCCAAACAACAGAGAAGCUCCGCAGGAAGUGCCACUGGUGCCAAAAAGAACAGCCCGAAUCCGCAACGGCAACAACCAAUAAAAAAGAGCCAUCCACCAAAACAACCACCACCACCAAAACCUCAAAGCUUUGCCAACGCCCCAAAACAGAGCAAUCUACAACCGCUACCAAAAACACUUCCACCAAUCGAAUAGCUCAAUUUUGUUUGUUUGCUACGGCUACGAGCAAAACCAACAAUAGGAGCAUUCGGCAACAACAACAACGCUCUGCCAAACAAAAAACAAAUAAAACUGCCAAGAACUCAUAAGAAACCACACGGCAAGCAUGGUUGGCCACUACAUGUACUUGCUGCAUACAGUACUGUGUCGUAGAGACAGCUGCAACUACUGUAUCAGCAACAUAGCAACCAACCUUACAUGGUGGCCGUCACCGAUGCUGCUGAUUACCAAUGCAUAUCCCUGUCACAACUCCAUGAAUACAAUACAAUACUGUAGUUAUGAUUUUCUACUGAUUACUUCAUUCACUAGUGUGCCCAAAUUUGG
Seminavis robusta is the source of this 1717-nucleotide messenger RNA. Lineage: Eukaryota; Bacillariophyta; Bacillariophyceae; Naviculales; Naviculaceae. The record is from the annotation of a GenBank genome assembly.